Cavenderia fasciculata is the source of this 5406-nucleotide messenger RNA. RefSeq names its product DNA polymerase delta catalytic subunit (gene polD1). The transcript is spliced from 14 exons. The record is from RefSeq and is a predicted model, not a curated record. Gene Ontology annotation, cellular component: delta DNA polymerase complex. Gene Ontology annotation, molecular function: 3'-5'-DNA exonuclease activity; DNA-directed DNA polymerase activity; nucleotide binding. Gene Ontology annotation, biological process: DNA-templated DNA replication; base-excision repair, gap-filling; DNA replication proofreading. Bases 1 to 5406 code for a protein of 1801 amino acids. NCBI's taxonomy places the organism in Eukaryota, Evosea, Eumycetozoa, Acytosteliales, Cavenderiaceae.
AUGGGACGUACAGAGUUUUCAUUUAUCCAAGUUCCUCAACGAUUAGGCUAUUUAUAUUUAAUUGAUAAUAACCUCCAAAGUUUCUCUUCAAACUUGCCAAACACUUUAAGAACUUUGGUUAUUAAUUUUAACGCCAACUUUAAAGGUCCCAUUACUGAAUCGUUCUGUGGAAUUACCGAUUUGGACAUCCGCAACACUUCAGUUCCAUCACUUCCAGAUUGUUUCUUGUGUUACUAUAAUGGUUCUCAAAAAUACAUAUAUACUGAUUUAGUGGCUGGCUGUCCCAUUACUAUUAAUAACAAAGAUAAUCUUUUAAUUACUCAGAAGAAUAUUGCUACUAUUACUGGUAACAACAUUGGAUAUGGAUCUAGUCAAUCAAAUUAUACUAUCAGCCAAGUAAUACCAAACCAAGAAUUGAUAUUCAAAUAUACGGGCGCAACACCAUUACCAUAUAUUCCAACUCAAGUUACAAUCAAUUUGAACCCACACACAGUAAAGAUGAUGAUUGUCAAGGUUGAUAUCUAUGUUGGUCAACCGACAGGUGUACAAAUCAAAAACAACACUAUUAUCAAUUUUACAUUGGAUUAUAGUCCAUAUUUUAAUCACACUAUAACAAUUGAUAAUAGUACAGCUUGCACCAAUCUAACAAAUAUUGCUUCAAACCAAUUCCAAUGUACAACACCUCUUCUAUCGAAUGGAGAUCAUCAAUUAGUAGUUUCAAACUCAUACACACAAUCAGAACAAGUACCAUUUACAUUUUACUCACUUGCCUAUAUCUGUGAACAAUCAACCAAUAAUUGUCAUGGGAAUAGAAAAUGUGAUGAUGGAAUAUGUAUUUGUAAUAGUAAUUCAUUUUACAACGAUUGUUUAAAACCGUAUCCAAUUAUCAGUUCAGGAAAUUAUAAUUCAACAAACAAUAAGAAUGUUGAAUUGAAUGGUGAUUUUGGUCCAUCGAUAUCCAACACUUCACACAACAACAAAUUAUCACAAUUCCAAAUCAAUUGUACACUUGAUCAACAACCAUCAUUUGGAUUGGCUUCUGUUCAACUGAAAUUGAAUAAUCAUUUAAUUACAUUGGCUAGAAAUAUAUUAAAUCUUAAAUCACCACAACCACAACAACCAUCUGAUGGAGUAACAAAAUCAGAUUGUGAGUCGAAUACAUUUAAUUGUUAUGGUCAUGGAUAUUGUGAUGAUAGUGGCAAAUGUCAAUGUCAGAAUGGUUACAGUGAUAUUGAUAAUUGUUUGACUAAAUACAUCAACAGAACGAUACACCAAAUACAACCGACCCCAACAGUAUCAUUUGAUAUUGAUGGGCUUGAUUUUCUAUUUGAAGUACUAUCAACAAUAUCAUUCUCUACACUUGCAAGAACAGUUGAAUUUGGAGGAAAACAACUAUUGAUCAAUGCCAAUUCUAUCAAACUAGAGGUCAAUAUCAGCAAGUGGCAAUACUCAUCAAACCUAUCAACACUUCGAGUUGUAUUCAAAACAUUGAUCAACAACAACCAAUCUAUCCAAUAUGAUUGUAUCGACAAAGAUAUCUCAACAUUUAGUUAUGAUUCAUUGUCAUCGUUGCAAUAUCUCAGAGUAGUCAAAGAUGGAAUCCAAUUCAACGGUCGAUUCAUUGAUGUUGCAUUGUCUGAUGGAAGACCAACCUAUUCACCAACUCAACUCAUAUCAUCAACACCAAUCAACGAUGAACAAUCAAUUAGUAUACUCGACCCUGAUUUCGGAGCACUAGUUAUCAAUCCAGAUGGUUCUGGUAAAUGUGACGAUGUAUUAUUACCUAACCACAAUUGGAAGAUUAUUAUGAUUGUCGUUUGUGUAUCAUUUGUAUCCAUCUCUAUUAUAUUUGUAGCAGUAAAAGUAUUAAAAAAGAAGGUACAAUUUAAAUUAUCAAAAAGAUUAAACAAGAGUUUUAAAAGUCGUGGCAGCAGCAGAGGUUCUGCUCAAAUGGUUCCAAUACCAAAACUCAACACCCAACAACAAAUCAAUAUGAAACCAGUACAAUCCAUUAUAUCAGAUUGGAUAUCAUUUGAAAAAGAGGAGAGAAUGAAAAGAGGAGCAAAUACAAAUACAAAUACAAAUAAUAAUAAUAAUACUGCACAAAAGAAAGCAGGAGGAUGGGCAGGACCUGCAGCAGGACCUGUUAAAAAGACUAAAUAUCAAGGAGGAGGUGAAGACGAUGAAUACGAAGAAGAAGAAGAGGAAGAAGAGGAAGAUGAUGUUGACUUUGGAGGUGAUGAUGAUGAUGAUGCUAUGGAUCAAGAUGAAGAUGCUGAUGGAGUCAAUGUAGACGACGAUGUAGAUAUGGAUGGUUCGCAACAACAACAGUUACAACUAUGGUCAAGAAAGCCUGUUCCUGACAUGCACCCUCUCAAAGACAAUUUCAUCUUUCAACAAUUAGAAGUAGAUUAUUGCGAGGUAAAAGAACCUCUUUCAGGUAUGCCUGGCCCAAAGACUGGACCAGUACCUGUCGUUCGUCUCUUUGGUAUCACCAAGACCGGUAACAGUGUACUCUGCAAGGUUCACGGUUUCCUACCAUACUUUUUCAUUGCUUGUCCUCCAGGAUUCACUGUUAGAGAUUGUAAAGAGUUUAGAGAAACUUUAGAUGAAGUAAUGUUUAGAUAUACAACCAAUAACAAUGUAGAAAACAUUAUAUUAGGAAUUGAAAUUGUUAAAAAGAAAUCGAUUCUUGGAUACAAUCCAAACCCAUUGUCUGAUUUCAUCAAGAUCACACUGGCAAUGCCAAGAUAUGUUACAAAGUGUAGAGAUAUUCUAGAGAAUGGAAUGAGAUAUGGUUAUAACGUACCAACACAAGAAAUUAGAGUAUACCAAACAUUUGAAUCAAAUAUUCCAUUUGCUCUUAGAUUUUUAAUUGACAAAAAAGUACCAGGAUGUAGUUGGGUUGAAUUACCAGCUGGAGGUUAUCAAAUAUCACAAAACAAAGUAUCAACAUGUCAAAUUGAAGUAGAUACAAGUAUAGAUGAUUUCAUGUCACAUCCAAUCAAUGAACAAUGGUCAGAUAUUGCUCCAUUCCGUAUUCUUUCGUUUGAUAUUGAAUGUGCAGGUAGAAAGGGUGUCUUUCCAGAGCCCGGUGAAGAUCCAGUCAUCCAAAUUGCCAAUCUUGUCAAGAACCAAGGAGAGUCGGAACCAUUUAUCAAGAAUGUAUUCACAUUGAAAGGAUGCUCCAAUAUUGUCGGUGCUCACGUACUCACCCACCCCGACGAGAAGAGUUUGUUGCGAGAGUGGAGAAAGUUUAUCAUCAAGGUUGAUCCAGACAUUAUCAUUGGUUACAAUAUUGCCAAUUUCGAUCUUCCCUAUCUCAUUGAACGUUCACGUGCACUCAAGAUUGGUGACUUUUCACUUCUCUCUCGUAUCAAAACCACUCACUCCAAGAUUAAAAAGGCAACUUUUUCAUCGCAGAAUCUUGGUACUCGUGAGGGUAAAGAGGUGUCCAUGCCAGGUCGUACCCAGUUGGAUAUCAUUCAAGCCAUCCAACGUGACCACAAACUGUCGAGUUAUUCGCUCAACAACGUAUCGGCACAUUUCCUCAAGGAACAAAAGGAGGAUGUCCACUAUUCGAUCAUUGCCGACUUGCAAAACGGAACAGACGAUGACCGUCGUCGUCUAGCCGUCUACUGUAUCAAGGACGCACAGCUCCCACUCAAACUAUUAGACAAGCUGAUGAUUCUCAUCAACUAUGCAGAAAUGUCUCGUGUCACUGGUGUACCACUCAGCUAUUUGUUGGGUCGUGGUGAAGGUAUCAAGGUUGUUUCUCAACUCUACAGAAAGGCCAUGGAAGAGGAUCUACUACUUCCAACCAAACGUGUGUCUGAUGUCGAUGUCAGUUUCCAAGGUGCCUAUGUUAUUGAUCCCCAGGUUGGUUUCUAUGACGAACCCAUUGCAACACUCGAUUUUACCUCUUUGUAUCCAUCGAUUAUGAUGGCUCACAAUCUCUGUUAUACCACCCUUCUCACUGCUGCCGACAAGGAAAAGGUCGAUCCAAACGACUACACCCUCACACCAUCUGGUAGUGCCUUUAUCAAGCCAUCGCACCGAAAGGGUAUCUUGCCCAAGAUUCUUGAAGAACUAUUGGGUGCUCGUAAAAAGGCCAAGGACGAUCUCAAAAAUGAAAAGGAUCCAUUCAAGAGAGCUGUACUCGAUGGUCGUCAAUUGGCUCUAAAGAUUUCUGCAAACUCUGUAUAUGGUUUUACUGGUGCUCGUGUUGGUAAAUUACCUUGUCUUGAUAUUUCUAGAAGUGUUACUGCUUUUGGUAGAGUUAUGUUGGAUACAACUAAAAAUUAUGUUGAAAAUACUUAUACAAUUGCAAAUGGAUAUGAAAAUGAUGCAAAGAUUAUAUAUGGUGAUACAGAUUCUGUAAUGGUAAAGUUUGGAGUAAAGACUGUAGCAGAGGCAAUUGAAUUGGGUAGAAAGGCCUCAAAAGAGAUUACCGCCAAAUGUUUUAUUAGACCAAUCAAUUUGGACUUUGAAAAGGUUUAUUAUCCAUAUCUAUUGAUCAACAAAAAGAGAUAUGCUGGUUUGUUUUGGACAAAGACCGAUACACACGACAAGAUGGAUGUCAAGGGUUUGGAAGUUGUUCGUAGAGAUAAUUGUCCUCUUGUUAGAAUGGUUAUUUCAACUGUUUUAAAUAAGAUUCUAAUUGAUAAAGAUAUUAAAUCUGCUGAAGAAUUUACAAAAGAUAUUGUUAGCGAUUUACUUCAAAAUAAGAUUGAUAUUUCAAUGCUUGUUAUUACAAAGGCACUUUCAAAGAAUGAUUACAAGGGUAAAGUUAUUCAUAAUGAAGUAGCUCUAAAGAUGAGAGCAUUGAAUCCAUCGACUGCACCAGUUCUAGGUGAUCGUGUUCCAUUUGUUAUUACGCAGGGUAUUAAAAAUGCACCACUUCAUGAAAAGGCUCACGAUCCACUUCAUGUAUUGGAGAAUAACAUUCAACUCGAUACCAAGUAUUACUGUGACCAUCAACUUCGUGGUCCAUUGAUGCGUAUUUUCGAACCAAUUCUAGCAAACCCAGAGUCCAUCUUUACAGGUGACCACACCCGUUCUGUGCACAUUCAAUCGGCACCACCCACAAAGAGUUUCUUUUCAAGUCUUGAAAAGAAACGUAAAUGUAUGGCUUGUCCAAACGAAUUGGCUGCCAAUGAAUCAAGUGUCUGUAAAGAUUGUCGAAACAAGGAAGCCGAUUUAUAUCAAACCUCUCUUCAAAAUUUGACCAAUCUUGAAAAUCAAUUCUCUCAAACUUGGACUCAAUGUCAAAGAUGUUCAGGUUCUCUUCAUCAACCUGUUUUAUGUUCAAAUCGUGAUUGUCCAAUUUUCUAUUUAAGAACCAAAGUACAAAAAGAUUUAACUGAAGCAAGAAGAACUGUAGAGAAAUUUAGUAUCGAAUGGUAA